Sclerotinia sclerotiorum 1980 UF-70 is the source of this 1224-nucleotide messenger RNA. RefSeq lists its product as hypothetical. Bases 1 to 1224 code for a protein of 407 amino acids. NCBI's taxonomy places the organism in Eukaryota, Fungi, Ascomycota, Leotiomycetes, Helotiales, Sclerotiniaceae. The transcript has a single exon. Gene Ontology annotation, molecular function: iron ion binding; oxidoreductase activity, acting on paired donors, with incorporation or reduction of molecular oxygen; heme binding. The record is from RefSeq and is a predicted model, not a curated record.
AUGAGUCCAACACUUAUGCCAGCUGCAAUCGCAUUCGCGGUCAUAUUUCUCUUGCGUUGCAUUCACACUGCGAUGUACGGCCGCUUUCGCAGGGAUUGUACCUGCAAGAGAAAUCAUAUUCACAUUCAGGAUCUCUCCAAAGCAACCGCUAUUCUCAAAUCCUCGACCCUCCAAUCCCGCGCUCUUCCUAAUCAGCGUCUUGUCUCUGUUUUCUUCAUUUCAAAUGCUUUUACCACGACUGACCAAGUCGUCUAUAGCUCCUUUCUUGCAGAAGCGAAAGAUCUUCUAAAGACUUCCAAUGAUGAUUUCUUUGGCCUGGCACAUGAUACACUACGUCUGACUCGAGAUAUAUCAUCGGUUCCGUCCACUAAGCCUAUACAACUGAACUCGCUAAUCCAAGUCGUCUGCUUUCGAUUCGUCCUUCUCAAAUUCUUUCCCUCUACAACCGUGGUUCCUUCCUCGGACUCGUCUAUCCCUGGUAUAACUGAACUCAUAAAUGAACUUUGGAUAUCAUCUAAGUGUUCCUGUUCCUUUGACGGUUCACAUGUGUCGAAGCAAGACUUGCUACAACACGAAAUUGAUUUACUGUUUCCUCACCUAAAAAAUGGAAACGAUGAAAACCCACUGAACAUUAUCCUUCCCGCAUACGAAACACUAUGGCGAGUCGUUCUUCGCUGCUUCCUAGAAGUUUCAUUCCUUAAGCUCUCCGAUGUCGCGACGCAAUGGAAGAAGAUCAUCCAUGAUUUUCUGCAGAAUAUAAGCCCAGAACAGUUCAGUGAACGGAAAGGAAGAUGCUCAGCUCAGGAUAUUGUGUUUGAAUCUCUCCGACUAUAUCCGCCAACAAAAAGAAUAUAUCGUCAAAACCAGAAGGAUGGAUGGAUCGCCGCUAUCGAUGUUGAGUAUUUACAGAGGACUGAAGAGAUAUGGGGUGCGGAUGGAAGUGAGUUUAGACCUGAGCGAUGGAGUGAAUUGGAAAAUGGUAAUGAUAAGACAUACAAAGAAGCGUGGAUGCCGUUUGGGAAUGGUAGUUUUCGAUGUCCGGCGAAGAAGGUGGCGCCGAUGAUGAUUGCAAUGUUGGUGGGAUGUUUGGUUGAGACUUUUGGUAACGGCCAGUGGGUUUUGGAAGAUGUAUGCGGAGAUAAUGAGAUAUUUAGGGGACAACCCUUGGACAAUGGGAGGGAUGCAUUUGGAAGUGUCUUUUUGAGACGGGUUGAAGUGAGCUAA